Penicillium pulvis is the source of this 621-nucleotide messenger RNA. RefSeq lists its product as uncharacterized. The record is from RefSeq and is a predicted model, not a curated record. NCBI's taxonomy places the organism in Eukaryota, Fungi, Ascomycota, Eurotiomycetes, Eurotiales, Aspergillaceae. The transcript has 2 exons. The coding region runs from base 1 to 621 and encodes 206 amino acids.
AUGAUUGGCAGCUUAUUCUUCAUCUUUAACCGGCUGGUGGAGAUCGUCUUCUUGAUCCCCAUCAUCGGCAUCAUGUCCUACUUCGUCCACGGCUACCUAAAAGCCAACAUGCUCACACCCGCCUACAUCCUCGUCAUCUUCAUCGUCAGCGUUAUCGCCGUCUUCUGGGCCAUCGACACCCUAAUCCGCUUCUCAGCAACCAAGCGCUCAGCUCUCUUCGUCUCAUUUGUAGACCUCCUAUUCGUGGGCGCAUUCAUCGCCGCUGUCUACGAGCUCCGCUUCAUCGCAAACCAGAGCUGUUCACACUGGGACGGUGGUUCAGUCUGGGUAUCCCUCGGUCCGUUCGGCGAGUACGGAGAAAGCAUCAAUAACGAUUACCACCUGCACAUUAACAAGACGUGCGCUAUGCUCAAGACUUCGUUCGCGAUGGGAAUUAUGGAGUGCGUCUUCUUUGCUUGGACGGCUUUCUUGGCUCUUUUCUUGCAUUCGCGUCAGCGUGAGGUUGUCGUUAAGGAGACUACUGUUCGGAGACGGAGUCACAGUUCGCGACGUGGUCACUCUAGCGGAGGACAUCGUCAUCGGAGCUCGAGUCGGAGUCGGCGGCCUGCGUAUGUGGUUUAA